AUGCUAACCGUGAAGGAUCUGCAGAAAGUCCAGCGUGGACCCUGGCUGUUCACACUUCUAGAUGGGAAGGCGCUCGAAGCUUGCGAGCACCUGAAACUGGAAGACAUUGCCAAGGAGGAUGGCGACACUGCCAUUUGGAAACUGCUGAAAGCUCGAUUCCCGGAGAAGGAGCUGCAUGACCAGCUGGGCGAGGUGUUGGGAGAAGUCUUUGGCUUGGCGGCCAAAGACGGGGAGUCCAUGAAAGAGUGGACGGCUCGAGUCUUGGAGACCUUUGAGCGGUGCAGGCGUAAAGCCUCCGUGGACUUUCCAACCGAAGCUAGAGGUUGGAUUAUGUUGCAUUGCGCCGGCUUCACUGAGGAACAGAAAGCCAUCGUCAAGGCUAAGACUCAAGGCAGCCUUGACAUGGAAACUGUCAGUGCUGGCAUCCGCUCGUGUUUCCCGACAUACAAGGCGUCCAACCACAAGGUCAAGAAGCCAACGACGGUCCUCUUAGCGGACGAGAUGCCUGAGGAAGAGGCUCCUCCUUCAGAGACUGCCUUCGAUGAUGUGGAGGCAUUCUUGGCAGAUCAUCAUCUGGAAAUGGACGGUGCUGAGGACCCUCUUUCCGAGACGGAAGCUGCGGAAGCCCUCGCAGUAUCGUGGAAGGAGCGCAGAGCUGAGAUCAACAGGCUCAACAAAAGCCGUCAGUUUGGCGCCGCCGACAACUCGAAGCGCAGCUUCAGGAUCGAGGUUGAGGAGCUUAAGCGCCGAACUCGACGCAGAAAAUGCGGCCGUUUAGGCCAUUGGGCACGAGAGUGCCGGGCGAAAACGAAUGCUGCAGGCCAGCCGCUUGCUUCGCGCUCAAGCGGAGGAACCAGCAGCGGAGGCAGCAGCAACAAGCCACAGAACAACGAGACGCUCUACGUGGAGACUGCGACCGACGACGCCUCGGAGGGCACCCAGGACCCGGUGUUCUUCGUUGGUGCAGCCGAAGAGGUGAUGGCUACUUCUUUGGUGAGCUCCCCUGGCAAGGGCGUUAUCGACUCAGGUUGUGGCAAGACCCUCAUUGGAGAGGAAACGUUGGCACAGAUGGAGACCUUGUUGCAGGGCUGCAAGGUGAUCAGAUCAGCCCAGCGAAAUAGUUUUCGUUUUGGCAAUGGUGCCACGGAGGAUUCGAGCAUGAUGGCACGCAUUCCGGUUGCGAUUGGAGGCAAGACUGGGGUGAUUGAUGCGGCAAUCAUCCGAGGCCGAGCUCCGUUGUUGCUUGGUCGUCCCACUCUUGAAAGAUUGGACGUGGUGCUCAACUUCAGAGAGGGCACGAUCACAAUGCUUGGCGAGGGCAACCCUGUGAAGCUCACCCGAAAUGAUGCCGGACAGUUCCUUGUCGACCUUGUGCAGUUUCCGGUGUCUCGACAGGAAGUGUUGCGCAUGCCUGAAGCCCUGAUUGCCGAAGUUCCCGACAUAGAAGACGGUGCCUCAGCCUUUGCCGUGGCAGAGCUGUUCUCGCCUCCACGCUUCCGUUUGGAGGCCAGUGAAGCUGUGAGCCUUCAAGGCUAUGAGUGCCUGCCUGGGGCGGAGGAAGCUAGUGGCAGCCAAGCCGUCGCUGAGCCAAUGGAAGUAGGUGACCUAAUCCGUCAGAUGUAUCGCCAGUACUGGCUCAGCUGGGUGGUGCUGGACCCUUCCCAGCCGAACUUGAGUGAAGCGCUGUGUCAAGCAUGUGAGAAUGAGGGCUCCAAAGUCUCUCAUACCGCCGCUGACGCACAUUGGCAACUAGGAAAGGUUGAGAGGCACGGAGCACUCUUUGCCACAGUGUUUCAGAAGGUUUUGGCGGAGGUCAGCCCGCAAGAUGAAGAGGCAUGGAAGGAGUGUGUCACACAAGCACUCGCAGCUAAAAACUCCAUGCUCAACAAUGGAGGCGUUUCUCCAUGCCAAUUUGUCUUCGGUACAAAUCCUAGGAUUCCCACAGACUUGUUGGUUGACAGUCCUGAUGUUAUCGCUAACGAAGCCGUAGCUACAGAGCCUGCAGUGGAAAGUCAGAACCGCAUUCGCCUUGCAGCUAGACAAGCAGUGAUUGCCAGUCAGGACAGCAAGUCACUCAGGGAAGCGCUGCGAGCCCGUCCAAGGCUUCGCCGUGACUUUGAGUCAGGGCAGUGGGAACAACCUCCUUCUUCUGCAGUGGAUGACGAGACCCGGGACCUGUUAGGCAUGAGGCAGCUCCUUGACAAAGGCAAGUUUCCUCAGAACCAGCUUAUCGACAUCACUCAACAGGAGUUUCCCCCAACUCAACAGGAGUUUCCCCCAACUCCAGAAGAGAUUCAAUCUCCUCUUCCACAGCCUGUUCCUCUGCCACUGGGCUCUCAGCCGUCCAAUUCGGCUGGUCAGACAGCCGCCGAACUUUUGAGCCAGCAGCCUGCUUCAGACCAGCAGACGCCUUACGAGGAUCUUUCAGAGAUGCUGAGCGAAGUUGCUGCGCGCAUCGUGCCUGAACGCUCGGCUGAGAGUAGCAGCGCCGCGCGAUCAAGUAGCCCUGGCCCAGAGGAUUUUCGGGAUAGUUACCCUCAAGCCUCCGAAAUCGAUGUCUUCCUUGCCGGAUUUCUACAGAAGCGUCUUCAGAAAGAGCUUCCCGCUGAGAACAAUCCCCCUGCUCUUCAAGAGGCCGUUGAAGAAGCUAAAGGGGCAGAGUGGUGCACCAUGCUGUCCAAGCCUGCUGUGAAGGUCUGGUCAGGCGCACACGCAGAUAGAAUUCGGCGUGAUCACCAGGAUCGCUUCAUUGGGAGCCGUUUUGUGGUUACUCAAAAAGAAGAAGAAGAGAGCACGCGCCUCAAAGCGCGGUGGUGUUUACAAGGGCACCUCGACCCUGAUUUUGAGUCCAAGGUCCAGUCCGGCGACAUAAAAGGAGCGUUUUUAGAAGCUGGUCCUCUCAAGCCUCAGUUUCGCCCACUCUAUGCUCAUCAACCCCCUGGGGGGAUUCCGGGUUUGCAUCCUGAUGAUGUCAUAGAAAUUACUGGCAACGCUUAUGGCCUGAAUGACGCUCCGUUCGCUUGGUGGGAAGCCUUUGAUGCUGAGGCCCGGUCUUUGGGUUUUCAACGAUCCCAGUUUGAUCCAUGUGUCUAUUACUUCAGGGACCAGGGGGUGUUAGCUGGUGUUCUGGGGGCUCACGUUGACGACUCCCUGACAGGCGGGGAGGGCCAAGCUUACGUAGCAGCCAUCACUAAGUUGAAGGCUCGCUUUCCGUACAGAAAGUGGAGGGUUGGUGCUGGUGAGUUUUGCGGAGUUAUGUACCAUCAGGACCCAGUCACGUUUGAAAUUUCCUACAAUCAGCGUGAGUAUGCUCAGCACUUGCGACCCGUGCCACUUUCCAAAGAGCGUGCUAAGCAACGAGAUCUCCCGGCUACUGCUAGAGAGAUUUCAGCACUUCGCGGUUUGAAUGGUGCCAGUAAUUGGCUGGCCAAUCAGUCUCGCCCUGAUUUAGCAGUUCAGGUUAGCAUGUCUCAGCAGGCCUUUCCGCACCCUAAAGUAAGCGACCUCUUGUAUGCCAAUCAGUUGGUCCACAGAGCCCGACAGUUUCAAGAAGUUGAGAUCAAGGUGCGGCCGGUAGAUCUCGAUCGCGUCUGCAUCUGUAUGCACAGUGAUGCGGCCUGGAGUAAUGCUAAGGAGGACCGCACGCAAGCGGGUUACUUUCUUGCCUUCUCUGACAAGACCCUGUUGGAGAAUAAGUCAGCUUGUUGGAGUCCCUUCCACUGGCGUUCAUAUAGGCUGCAUAGGGUGGUUCCUUCCACCCUUGGGGGUGAAGCACAGGCCUUCUCCACUGCCUCCGCUACUGCUGAGUGGACAGCGCUACUGCUGGCCGAGGCAAGGAGUGGACCCUUUGACCUCCGACAGCGCCAUCAUCAGCUGAGACAAGUCCCAAUUGUAGGGAUCACCGACUGUAAGUCUCUCUACGACCAUCUUCACUCGUUGUCUUCGCUUUCCGGGGUUCAAGAUAAACGGGUUUGCAUUGACAUCGCAGUUACCAAGCAAAGCAUUCAGAAUCGUGGGUUGGUUGUUCGGUGGUGUCCCUCAGAGCUGAUGGUGUGUGACGCUCUCACAAAGGAUAAGGCCGAUCCGGCAGACCUCCUUCGGGCUAUCCUUGAGCUCGGUACUUACGAACUCACCGAAGAAGCUCAAGUGCUCAAGACUAAAAAGCAAGUCCGAGAGCGUAUCAAG
This is a messenger RNA of Symbiodinium pilosum, 4185 nucleotides long. NCBI's taxonomy places the organism in Eukaryota, Dinophyceae, Suessiales, Symbiodiniaceae. The record is from the annotation of a GenBank genome assembly.